Molecule: messenger RNA, 2678 nt
Organism: Acinonyx jubatus (cheetah)
Lineage: Eukaryota; Metazoa; Chordata; Mammalia; Carnivora; Felidae
Gene: LIMS2
Product: LIM zinc finger domain containing 2
Exons: 10
Coding region: 648-1748 (366 amino acids)
Biological process (GO): cell-cell junction organization; positive regulation of substrate adhesion-dependent cell spreading; cell-cell adhesion
Cellular component (GO): cytoplasm; focal adhesion; cell-cell junction
Source: RefSeq, a predicted model, not a curated record
CUGAGCUUUCACAGCAUGGACCUCUUUUGGGUGCUUGGCAAUUUGUUGGUCAGAUCCAGGGGACUGAGGCUGCCCUGAUCUGGGUCUCCAGGCGGCAUUUGUGGCACAGGGUCUCAGGGAAGGAAACAAGGUCGAAUGUGGGCAUGUAUGGGGCUUCCUCCAGGAUUCCUAAGCCAGAUCAGUCCCAUAUUGCCUUCCGGAGCUAAGGGGCCAUCGUCAGGACGUCAGGGGGAUUGGGGUUCCCUCUCAGGCUCCCAGCAGCCUGGGACCUCCAGGCACCCUGCCUUCCCACCAUGGACCUCACCUUAGUGCUGUCUGGGACCUUCCCAGCGAGUCCCCUCCCCAGUCUGGACCCAGCCCUGCCACCUCAGCUUUCACUGUGCUGCCCCCGCUGCACGAACAAUAUCCUUUCUAUUUGGACUUGACUCUGCUGCCCUUUGGAGAUCGCAGUGUGUAACGUGAGCUCCUGUCCAGAGGGGGUGGGGGGAGAGGCGCCCCCUGCACGCUGGCCUGUCCCAUCGCGGUCGCCGUGUCUGGCCUGCCGCUGCCGCCACCGCCACUGCCCCCCGCCCCCGAGGCCGGGGUGGUCUCCGGGCCGUCGGAGCAGGGCCGCCCCAAGACGGGAGCAGAAGGAGGAGGCCCGCGCCAUGGCAGCCCGGCUGGGCGCGCUCGCCGGGUCUGGGCUCUACCGGCGGCGCCAACACCGGCAGAGCCCGCCGCCCGCUGCGCUCGGCAACAUGUCCAACGCCUUGGCUAAUGCGGCUUGCCAGCGCUGCCAAGCCCGCUUCGCCCCUGCAGAGCGGAUCGUUAACAGCAACGGGGAGCUGUACCAUGAGCAGUGCUUCGUGUGUGCGCAGUGCUUCCGGCCGUUCCCCGAGGGGCUCUUCUACGAGUUCGAAGGCCGGAAGUACUGCGAACACGACUUCCAGAUGCUGUUUGCUCCAUGCUGCGGGUCCUGCGGUGAGUUUAUCAUCGGCCGUGUCAUCAAGGCCAUGAACAACAACUGGCACCCUGGGUGCUUCCGCUGUGAGUUGUGUGACAUUGAGCUGGCCGACCUGGGCUUCGUGAAGAAUGCAGGCAGGCACCUGUGCCGGCCUUGCCACAACCGUGAGAAGGCCAAGGGCCUGGGCAAGUAUGUCUGUCAGCGGUGCCACCUGGUCAUUGACGAGAAGCCCCUUAUGUUCAAGAAUGACGCCUACCACCCCGACCACUUCAGCUGCACCCACUGCGGGAAGGAGCUGACUGCCGAGGCCCGGGAGCUGAAGGGGGAGCUCUAUUGCCUGCCCUGCCACGACAAGAUGGGCGUCCCCAUCUGUGGGGCCUGCCGCCGGCCCAUUGAGGGCCGUGUGGUCAACGCACUGGGCAAGCAGUGGCAUGUGGAGCACUUUGUCUGUGCCAAGUGCGAGAAGCCAUUCCUGGGGCACCGGCACUAUGAGAAGAAGGGCCUGGCCUACUGUGAGACCCACUACAACCAGCUCUUUGGGGACGUCUGCUAUAACUGCAGCCAUGUGAUCGAGGGAGAUGUGGUGUCAGCCCUCAACAAGGCCUGGUGUGUGAACUGCUUCUCCUGUUCCACCUGCAACAGCAAGCUGACCCUGAAGAACAAGUUUGUGGAGUUCGACAUGAAGCCCGUGUGUAAGAGAUGCUACGAGAAGUUCCCACUGGAGCUGAAGAAGCGGCUGAAGAAGCUGUCGGAGCUGGCCGCCCGCAAGGCCCACCCCAAGUCUGUGGGCCUCAACUCUGCCUGAGGGGCUCCCGCCUGCCUUCUGCUUUUGUCUCCCCUUGCUGCUGGAGCCCCUGCUCCUGGUGCUCUCGAUGCUCCCUUCCUGCUGCUGCCUCUACUCCUCAUGUCUGCUCCCCCCUCCCUCCUUCUCUCCUCCCCUCCCCCACCCCCUCCUUCCCAGGCCUCCUUUCUCUCCUCCUUCCUUCAAUGCAGGCACGGGGCAGAUGCAGGGCCCUUGAACCUGUAACAGGCCUGUGCCCACAAGCCUUAGCUCAAGGUCCUCCAGGGACAUGAGGGAAUGGGGGCCUGGGGUCACCUGUCCCCAGUCAUGGACCCCACUGCUCCUGGCCCUGCUUGUCCUGACCUCUCCCAUAUUCCUGCAGCACCCCUCCCACCCCCACUCCCCACCAGCUCACAUUCUCCUGUGGGAGUUUGGGCAGCCUCCACCCCAGAGUGUUCCUACUAUAUGCACAUGGCCCUGGGGAGGCCACAACAAGGCAGCUACCCUGGCCAUGAGGACGCGGGCCCCUGGGGAACCAGCCUUUCACCCUUGGCCACGCACUCACUCAGCCAAGUAGGAUCCCUGUGCUUAAACUAGGCCAGCAAAUCCUGCCACUGCACCCCACAAUCGUCAGGAGGGACAAGGACCACCCCUCCCCCCCCACCAUCACUCAUGAGGCCUCCUUUCUGAAAUCUGGCCUUGGCCAGUCUGUCCUGGGCCAGGGGCCCUGUGGUUCCCCCAAGCUCCUCUGUGGUCCCCACAGCCCCUCAGGCUCCCUGCUCCCCACUCCACCCACAAGGGUACAUGCGGACUGGCUCUCAGGAUGCAGCUGACUGAGGCCAGAAGGUAGUGGGAUUGGGUGGGUGGCCCAUUCUGACCUUCCAGGAAGGACACUUCCUCCGUGGCCACACAGGACCUGGUGCUUGCACAGUGAAUGAAGGCUUAUUUACAUGA